Molecule: messenger RNA, 1075 nt
Organism: Pimephales promelas (fathead minnow)
Lineage: Eukaryota; Metazoa; Chordata; Actinopteri; Cypriniformes; Leuciscidae
Source: RefSeq, a predicted model, not a curated record
GCUAUGCGCAUGCGCGUUAGUCCGUCUCUCUCCUGACCUCCUCCCGGUUUUUGCGCUGCUGAACAACUUCUCCCGUGAAACCCGCUCAAAUAUAGCCAUACAGAUCCUGGCACACACAUGAGGCAUGGCAGCUCUCUUCGGGAAGAUCCAGAUCGGCAUUUAUGUGGAGAUCAAGCGCAGUGAUGGCAGAAUACACCAGGCCAUGGUUACGUCACUGAAUGAAGACAAUGAAAGUGUGACGGUGGAGUGGAUUGAAAACGGAGACACAAAAGGCAAAGAGAUCGAUCUGGAAAGCAUAUUUGCACUAAAUCCAGAUAUUGCACCUGAAGAAGAAAUCCCACAAAGUCCUGAAACCCCUCCGCCACCCGUGUCGAGUGCCGUCAAAAUCAACAAGAUCCCCCAAAACAAGAAUCGCCGAACUGCAGCACCACCGAAAAAUGAAACUCCUGCAAGGGAUAAUCGAGUCUCCGUAGGUACGACUCGAGCACGGCCGAGCCAACAGAUCGAACCUCCUCCACCAGCGCCCGCUCCGCCUCCGCCGAUACAGCACCAAACCCUACAGCAGCAGCAGAACGCUCGCAGGAAGUCCAACUGUGUGAAGGAAGUGGAGAAGCUUCAGGAGAAGCGGGAGAGGAGACGAUUGCAGCAGCAGGAGCUGAGAGAGAAAAGAGCACAGGAUGUCGAGGCCAUAACCCCUAAUUAUGAAAUAAUGUGCAUGAUCCGAGACUUCAGAGCGAGUUUGGACUACAGACCGCUGACCACUGACGAUCUGAUUGAGGACCACAGGAUAUGCGUGUGUGUGAGGACACGUCCACUGAACAAGAAAGAGCUGACCAUGAAGGAUCUGGACGUCAUCACCAUCCCCAGUAAAGACGUGGUCAUGGUCCACGAGCCCAAGCAGAAAGUGGAUUUAACCAGAUACCUGGAGAACCAGACGUUUCGCUUCGAUUACGCUUUCGACGACACCUCGACAAACGAAAUGGUUUACAGUUUCAUGAGCAAAGGCAGAGAGACAGAGAUAAGCUCAGAGAAGCACAACACCAUGACCUCACCAUUAGAGAUAAGAGCGCAGUGA